CCUAGAGCUUGUGGUCCCCUUCUUUCCUUUCCUCUUUUAUCUAUACGAAAUACCAAACAAUCCACACGUCCUCAUGCACAACCAUUUCAGUUUACAAUCUACCUUUUUCAUCAAUUCAAUACUCGAGAAUGGUUGAAACACCAAGAUUUGCCAACGCUGGUGGGUUUCUUCCGGACGGCGUUACCUCCUUACCCUCGCCAGCUCCUAGUACUGCGUCGAGUCGGGCAGCUGCGCGUCUACCGCACCCGCGAUCGAAGCCGCUCGUGCGAGGCUCGAAGAAGGAAGACUAUGCCAGGAAUUACGUCUCCGACCGGUUAAUGCACAUCUCGCGCCGAUAUGUGAAGAAGCACGGCAUUCCUGACCCUGCCGACGAGGUGACCGGAUACGAGAGCAUGGACGAAGUAUGCAAGGACCUUGAGGAGGUCGUCGACGUGCUCUGGUUCUCCGGGACCCCUAGCCUGCAGAUACCAUACCUUUUAAACGUCGCGCUCGCCUUUAAUACCUAUCUACCAUCCUUCCUGCCAUCGCCGCGCCCUACAUUCAGUCUUCUUAAAAAGCUAGAUCACUGUUUUGCAAGCCUUAUUAUCGGCCGCGACCUCAAGUCGGGAGACCCACUUCCAGGAUUCCAAGGCAACGGGAUAGGAUUCACAAGAACAGAUAUGGUGCGCUGCAAGAGCCUAACCGACGAAACCCGCAUGCUGGUCUCCAUGAUUAUGAGUGACGAGCCGGACGUGGAGAAAUUUGCAGACGAUGACGGCGAUGGAAUAGCGCAAUCCCCUGUAAGGCGAAAUGUUAGCGUGUCGCUUUCUACAGGGUUCAUACAAACUCCUGUUCUGGAUGAGAACUCCGACGACGGUGAUGCCAGGGUAAAAUCUGAGGAUAUCAUGGACUUUGACGACGAAUCAGACUUGGAGGACAAGGACCAGUUGGAUCAUACUGCUGCUAAACGGAAAUUUAAAGAUAUAAGUGACGAGGGGCUCGAGGAAUUUAGACGGAUUAAAAUCAAAGAAGAGGACUCAGAUAUUCAACUCGACGACGCGGCGCCAGGAAACCGGAGUCCAGUCCCGGAAGUAGACGGAUUCGUACCAAGACGUCCUGGAGAGAAGUUUCAUUUCAUAUUAGACGACGACGACGACGACGACGACGAUGAAAUAGAGGAUGAAGCGCCGCCAAAGAUUAAUGGCAGUACUCCGGAUACUACCGCCGCCGCCGUCCCUACUCCAUCAACCACACAAAUAGCCCCCUACACGGAGCAUGACAUAGGUGACCCGGAUGGACAGGUCGACGAGGAAGAUGAGGACGGAGAAGACGAAGAAUUACGGUUGAACGUAGGGAAACUAUACGAAAAGACUCUGAUACAGCUAGGCAAGUCCUUAGGCGAGUCUAUAAUAGAUGGAUAGCGUCAUAUUUGUAUAAGAGCGGCUCUUUGCCUACGAAUACUCCUAUUUUAAAAAAUAGAAGCUUACUUCCAGUAACAAGACCGGAAUAGAGUCAGAAGAAGUGCACCAUAUGCUAAUACUACUGUAUUGUACUGUAACUUAAGUUAUCCCCUACUCUACCC
Messenger RNA from Annulohypoxylon truncatum, 1561 nucleotides. RefSeq lists its product as uncharacterized. Gene Ontology annotation, cellular component: transcription factor TFIIH holo complex. The record is from RefSeq and is a predicted model, not a curated record. NCBI's taxonomy places the organism in Eukaryota, Fungi, Ascomycota, Sordariomycetes, Xylariales, Hypoxylaceae. The transcript has 2 exons. The coding region runs from base 129 to 1400 and encodes 423 amino acids.